AAUGCGCAGGCAUACUUGAAUUUGCAAGGUCAAACUACAGCUAAAUUGGGUGGUUCAAAAAACUCUUCAUCGUUCCUGAAGGCCACCACAACCACCCUCCUUCACACAAUCAGUGAAUCAGAGAAAGCAUCUUAUGUGGCUCACAUAAACAGUUAUCUUGGGGAUGAUCCGUUCCUAAAGCAGUAUCUCCCAUUAGACCCAGCUACAAAUGAUCUAUUCAACCUUGCAAAAGAUGGAGUUCUCCUAUGUAAGCUUAUAAAUGUUGCUGUGCCUGGGACAAUAGAUGAACGAGCAAUUAACACCAAACGGGUCCUCAACCCAUGGGAGAGGAAUGAAAACCAUACUCUUUGCCUUAACUCUGCCAAGGCCAUUGGCUGCACAGUGGUUAACAUAGGCACACAGGACCUUAUUGAAGGAAGACCUCAUCUGGUAUUGGGGUUGAUUUCCCAAAUUAUAAAGAUCCAACUGUUGGCUGAUCUCAACCUUAAGAAGACGCCUCAACUUGUGGAAUUGGUGGAGGAUAGCAAUGAUGUUGAAGAGCUUUUGAGUUUACCUCCCGAGAAGGUGUUAUUGAAAUGGAUGAAUUUCCAUCUCCAGAAAGCAGGCUACAAGAAACCUGUUUCAAACUUUUCCUCUGAUGUGAAGGUAUUUUGCCAUUCCUAUAGUACUGUAUAUCUAGGAGCAUGUAGCACAAUAGCAGUGUCAUUAUGA
Messenger RNA from Prunus avium (sweet cherry), 711 nucleotides. The record is from RefSeq and is a predicted model, not a curated record. Lineage: Eukaryota; Viridiplantae; Streptophyta; Magnoliopsida; Rosales; Rosaceae.